This is a messenger RNA of Mangifera indica (mango), 1437 nucleotides long. Its product is annotated as homeobox-leucine zipper protein HAT5-like. Gene Ontology annotation, molecular function: sequence-specific DNA binding; DNA-binding transcription factor activity, RNA polymerase II-specific. NCBI's taxonomy places the organism in Eukaryota, Viridiplantae, Streptophyta, Magnoliopsida, Sapindales, Anacardiaceae. The coding region runs from base 507 to 1295 and encodes 262 amino acids. The record is from RefSeq and is a predicted model, not a curated record. Gene Ontology annotation, biological process: positive regulation of DNA-templated transcription. Gene Ontology annotation, cellular component: nucleus. The transcript is spliced from 4 exons.
UUUAGUUGCAAUAGACACCUAUAAGCGACGCGAAGAGUGACAAAGACACUCACAAACACAACUCUCUCGCCGGAAAUUCAAACGUCCGGCGAUAUCAACUCUCACGCCUGAUCCUUAUUCAGCCCAAACUCUUUAAAUUUCGCUUUGUUUUUGUCUUGUUUUGUUCAGCAACUUUUUAAAAAAAUUAAACAAAAUUUUGGUCGGAGCUGGGUAAGGUUGGUGGUGGCGUGAUGGGAUUUUGUAUAUGUCCUUUGGAAACACCGGCGAGGUUGCUGUGGACUACUAGCUUCUUUCGUCACAAGCUUAUGAUUUUCUAAUUUUUAAUCAGUAUUGUUUAAGCUCUACUUCUCAUCAUCGUCGUCGUCGUCGUCCACUCACAACCCUUCCUUUUAGAUUGUUUUUGUGUUCAUAAGUCGGUGGAGAGCUGCUGACAGAGCUAGCGACGAGGAUAUAUACUUACCUACUUGUAUAAUACAUAGAGAAAGAGAUAAUUGCAAGGUUUUGUCAUGGAGUCUGGACGUCUUUUCUUCGACCCUUCUCUAGCCUGCCAUGGCAACAUGUUGUUCCCCGGAAAUGGCGAUUACUUAUUUCGAGGAGCAAGAUCGAUGAUGAGCAUUGAGGAAAACUCAAAGAGGCGACCUUUCUUCACUUCACCAGAUGACUUGUUCGAUGACUGCUAUUAUGACGAACAGUCGGCUGAGAAAAAGCGCCGCUUAUCUCCCGAGCAGGUGAGUCUGCUGGAGAAGAGCUUUGAGGCAGAGAACAAACUGGAGCCAGAACGGAAGACCCAGUUGGCUAAGAAGCUAGGAUUGCAACCGAGACAGGUGGCUAUUUGGUUCCAGAACCGCCGUGCUCGGUGGAAGACCAAGCAACUUGAAAGAGAUUACGAUCUCCUUAAAGCUUCUUAUGAUGCUCUCCUCUCUAACUAUGACACCAUUCUCAAGGAGAACGAAAAUCUCAAAUCUCAGGUGGUUUCUUUAACUGAGAAAGUUGGAGCAAAAGAAGAGAAUACUAAAGAGGCGGUGGGAACAGAAAUGGCAGGAGUUUCGGCAGCCCAAUUGAGCAAUAAGGUGGAGGAUAGGCUGAGUGGUGUAAGUGCAGUGGUGGAUGAGGAUUGUCCACAGAUAGUCGACAGUGGUGAUUCGAUUUCAUAUUUUGCUAGUGAUAAAUACAGGGGAUGCAUGGAGGAGGAGGAUGGGAGUGAUGAUGGGCAAAGUUACUUCCCUGAUGUGUUUGUGGCUGCACAGAAUCAGCAGCCUGAGGAGCCAUUGGAUUGGUGGGUGUGGUCAUCUUAGGGGUCACUAGGCUUUGUUUAAUAUUUGGUGUUUGUAUUUUCUGUUGAAGCAUUAUCAGUUGAAAACCAUAGAAAAGUAUUGGCUUUAUAUGUUGAUGUAUGGGGCUUGGUAUGAAUAAAACUGUGUUCAAAGUCAAAGGAAA